Molecule: messenger RNA, 1902 nt
Organism: Pseudozyma hubeiensis SY62
Lineage: Eukaryota; Fungi; Basidiomycota; Ustilaginomycetes; Ustilaginales; Ustilaginaceae
Product: transporter
Exons: 2
Coding region: 1-1902 (633 amino acids)
Biological process (GO): transmembrane transport
Cellular component (GO): membrane
Molecular function (GO): transmembrane transporter activity
Source: RefSeq, a predicted model, not a curated record
AUGCGAUCGCAAGUGAAUGACUGCGGCGAGGAAGAGCUGCAUCAUUGCGGGUUGUUACAGAAACCAUAUAAGGAGUCUGAGACUUCCAGUUUCCGGUCUUCAUCCGACUGCCCGCCUGCCUACUUGGUCCCCCGUCGCAACAAGCUUCCCAGAGACCUAUCCUUGUUCCGCCACGCCUUUGCGCUUGGUCAACCGCUGCUCGCCAACUCCAUCCAUCCAGUCGAGCAAGAAAAGCUUGCACCAGUUCGGACCAGCAUGUCGGCUCAGGCAGCCACAGCUGAUUUCUCCAAUCAGCACGAGGCGUCUUCGCCCACUGACAGCAUUCACGACCACAAGGGCAGUCAUUCACACAGCCAGCUACCAUCCGCUACACAGGCCGACGAUGACAUCGAGAAUCUCUCGGACGAAGAGCGUGCCGCUCUGGAGAAGUCGCUCAAGAAGAAGCUAGAUUGGCAGAUUGUUCCUCUCUGCUUGAUGCUGUAUCUUUUGAGCUUCCUCGACCGCACCAACAUCGGACAAGCUCGACUCAAUGGCCUCGAAAAGGAUCUCAAGAUGAGCAAGGAUGGGUAUGACUACCGCAUUGCUCUGACCGUUCUAUACGUCCCGUACAUCAUCUUUGAAAUCCCCUCAAACCUCCUCGUCAAGAGGAUCGGUCCUGCACGUUGGAUCCCUGCCCUGGUCGCCUCUUGGGGUCUAGUCUCCACACUUCAAGGUGUCGUCACCAGCAAGACUGGUCUGUACAUCAACCGUGCGUUCCUUGGGUUUACAGAGGCCGGCAUUCUACCAGCGCUUGCUCUCUAUUUGACCUUCUUCUACAAACGCGAAGAGCUUGGCAUCCGACAAGCGCUCUACUUCUCCGGCGCAUCGCUCUCUGGUACCUUUGGCGGUCUCCUUGCCACAGCCAUCGGUUUGAUCAAGCACAAACCGGGUGGUUGGGCUUGGAUCUUCAUCAUCGAGGGCAUCUUCACCAUCUUCUUCGGUAUCGCAUGUCUCUUCAUCCUGCCCAACGACAUCUCCAAGCUCUGGUGGGUGACUCCCCAGGAGCGCAAAUUAGCAUACGCCCGCAUGGCACCUCCCGUCACCAAGGUGCGCCCAGACUCGGAAGCUGUCACGGACGUCACCGCCACAGCUGAAAAACGCGUUGCCGCCGUGGCUGACGAGGCAGCACUCGAGUACACGGGGAAGUUUGUUCUGCGAGAGGUCAAACGCACGUUCGUGGACCCGCUCGUCUUGAUCUUUGCAGCCUCUGGAUUUGCUUACGCAACGUUGUUGUAUUCGAAUGCAUUCUUUAGCCCGACCAUCAUCAAGUCGCUUGGUAUAGCAAAGUCGACUGCCGAAUCCCAGCUUCUUUCCGUGCCACCUACCGCUGCCGCCUUCUUCGUCUCGAUCUUCUCGGCUCUCCUCUCCGACAGGUACCGGUGGCGAUGGAUUUCAGUGGUUGCGCUGAUUCUGAUUUCGAUUGCCGGAAUUGCGCUCGCGUACGGCUCGCGAGUCGCGUCUCAGAGAUAUGGCGGAAUCAUUUUGCUAUCUUGCGGAACUUACUCCAUUCCUCCUCUCGGCAUUAGUUGGAUGCUGAACAACACCUCCGGACACUACAAACGAGCUACUGCUAUUGCCUUAUACAUCGUGUGUACGAAUUCCGGCGGAAUUCUCAGUUGUUGGCUGUUCUACAACCAGGAGGCUCCUCGCUACGCUCGUGGCUUCCUCGUCAACCUCGGACUCAAUGCGGGAGCGCUUGUCCUCGUCACGGUGGCCGAGCUUUACAUGAUUUGGGAAACCAAGGCACGAAAGGCGGGCAAGCGAGACUACCGCGUUACCGAGCUCAAGCAGCAAGGCUGGGGCGAUGCCAAGAUCCGCGAGUACCUCGGUGAUCAGCACCCCGAAUUCGAGUACAUGCUUUGA